Messenger RNA from Zasmidium cellare ATCC 36951, 657 nucleotides. RefSeq lists its product as uncharacterized. The record is from RefSeq and is a predicted model, not a curated record. Lineage: Eukaryota; Fungi; Ascomycota; Dothideomycetes; Mycosphaerellales; Mycosphaerellaceae. Bases 1 to 657 code for a protein of 218 amino acids. The transcript has a single exon.
AUGGUGUGCGACCGAACUUCACCGACGGCUCACUCUGACUGGAAGCCCACCAUUGAUUGCGUGGACGGCCAAUGUGCUGGGGAAUCCGUUAUCAUUUAUAUCUCUUUGUGGGCGUGGAGAAGGAGUCCGACAGCCAGGUCGCGCAGAUCGCGCCUCCGUACAGAUGAUGUCGUGGGCGCCUACCCUGAAGAUGGCGGACCUACACGCCGUGAUGCGCGAUCUCUCCACACCACCGAGGCUGCGUGUCUCUCCGGUUCCUGUGCGCUAGCCGCGAGCUCUGGCGCCACGAGGGUGGCAGCCUUCGAUGAGAGCUCUCACACGGGAAGUGUCCGCUUACUGCAUGUGGCAGCAACUGGAACCACCCUCAUGUGCCAGAGCGCAUUGUCUGAAGCACCAGCGCGUGUGGGUUGUGAAGAGGAAAACUCGCGCGACGAGGCAGUGAUUGGCCGUAAAGCGGACAACAACGGCUUGUGUGCUCCUUCGAGCAUUCCCAGCAAUCCCACCUGCUAUCCUGGUCCGAGACCGUCCCAUAGAUCUCACGAUCUGAGCGCGCGAGUGGUGUGCAGACAGGGGAUCAUCUGCGACGAAGCUGUGGGAGCAGGCACGCUUUCAAGCUUCGCCUUGCCCCGGACUCAAUUCCUCAACUCUUCACACUGA